UUAUGUCAAUGAAUAAAAAUGAAACAUACUCGGAACUCUCAACAGGUCAUUCUGCCGGGAAUGAUGAUAUAAACAUAACUGGAAGCUUGCAAAGCGUAAAAAAGAAAAUUAGACGCUCCAAGGAAACAAAAAAUAAAAAAAUUCCAAUUGUAGAUGUACAAGAAAAAUUAAUUGAAUAUUAUGAAAAAGAGGAUCCAACUUUUAAAAUAGCAAAAAAACUGGUCGAUGGCGCGAAGGAUCGAAGCAACAUACUUGAUCGUCUUGGCGGAGACGAGCUAAAGGUUUUGACCCAAUAA
Molecule: messenger RNA, 296 nt
Organism: Meloidogyne enterolobii
Lineage: Eukaryota; Metazoa; Nematoda; Chromadorea; Rhabditida; Meloidogynidae
Source: the annotation of a GenBank genome assembly